Magallana angulata is the source of this 609-nucleotide messenger RNA. RefSeq names its product protein GVQW3-like. The transcript is spliced from 2 exons. Gene Ontology annotation, molecular function: nucleic acid binding. The record is from RefSeq and is a predicted model, not a curated record. The coding region runs from base 1 to 609 and encodes 202 amino acids. NCBI's taxonomy places the organism in Eukaryota, Metazoa, Mollusca, Bivalvia, Ostreida, Ostreidae.
AUGACACCAACGGAGACCCACAAAAAGUUAAAACUAACAGAAGCUCACAGAAAUGUUUCUCGUGCCAUGGUGUUUAAGUGGCAUAAGAGAUACACGGAUGGGUAUGAAGAAACUAAGCAGGAAAAGAGAGGCCGACCGAAGGAAAUCGACGACAACGUACUGGAAAUAAUAAAUGACACUAUUCGUGAUGACCGACGUCGGACAGUGCGGGAGAUGGAAGAAAUGUUCGGGACCGGCAAAUCAUCUAUUCAUCGCAUUCUAUCUGAGAAUUUAAGAAUGCAAAGGGUUUGCGCACGCUGGGUUCCUCGACGUUUGAAAGAAGAAGAAAAACAACGGAGAGUGUUGUGUUCCCGGGAAUUCCUUCGCCGUGUUCGAUCAGGCCGGGAAAAUUUCUUGGAUCGUAUCAUAACGACAGACGACCCAGAGGGAAAGCAAGCGUCAAGUGUUUGGAAAACACCGGGAACACCACCACCAAAAAAGGCAAAAGUCUCAAAAUCUGUCGACAAAGCUAGAACUCGACUUACUCGGAUUCAGCAGAAUAAGUCACCCACCAUACAGUCCAGACUUGGCACCGAUGGAUUUUGCUCUGUUCCCUUAUCUGAAGACUGA